Molecule: messenger RNA, 864 nt
Organism: Nicrophorus vespilloides
Lineage: Eukaryota; Metazoa; Arthropoda; Insecta; Coleoptera; Silphidae
Product: calsyntenin-1-like
Exons: 2
Coding region: 448-849 (133 amino acids)
Source: RefSeq, a predicted model, not a curated record
AGCGCUCAGAUCGCUUACGGUGGUUUUGGUCAAUGCACAAACCCGUGCCGUCCAUCUUUACAAGAGUGUCGAAUAGAAUUGCGUGUGUGUGUAUGCAUAAUACACGUACGUCUGUGUGUAUGUAUAAAGUACAUAUACACAUGUAGAUUUUUUUCAGAGUGUGUAUUUGUAUGUACAAUGUAUGCGCGUGACUGCUGCGACGUUUAAUCGAAGAGAAGAACUCCCUAUAUUCGAAGCAGCGAACAGAAGAUUCUCGUCCGAGAGUGCCGUCGUCGAUUGUCGUCUGUCUCUUGGUUGGAGGAGUGUGUUUUGUUUUUGUUGUCGCCACUGCUCGCUCGCUCACUCUCUCUCCCCGCGAGCGCAGCAGCAGCAGCAGCAGAGGUAGUAAGUAGUAGCAGAGGAGGUGGACGUAGUAGACAUUUCGAGAGGUGCAAGUGCGUGAAGAAGAUGUUGUCUAACAGAGGAGUCCUGCUGGCCCUCGUCCUGCUCGUGUCCUGCUGCAGUCUUCCCACAGGAUGCAGCUCGAUCCCGGAUUACGAUGACGUUUUACAUUUGGACGUGGACAAUUUGGAGAACGGAUACCAUGGACUGGUCAAAGAGAACGAAACUUUGGUGGAGGUGACUCCGGCAAUUCGAGCCGUCGGCGAUAACGUGUGCUCCUUCCAAAUCGUCAACAAACAUCAUGGAGAGGUUCCCUUCGAGAUCAUCACCAAAGAGAACGGAUACGCCGAGCUCAAAGCCCGACGUGUUCUCAACUGCGAGAAGAGGCGCAACUACAAAUUCGAUAUCGCGGCUAUCGAUUGCGACGGCAAGAAAAGCGUCAGGUUCGUACCAAAUACACACACAUAAUUUCCACUCGCUCGA